This is a messenger RNA of Salmo salar (Atlantic salmon), 2602 nucleotides long. RefSeq names its product cholecystokinin receptor-like. The record is from RefSeq and is a predicted model, not a curated record. Gene Ontology annotation, biological process: neuropeptide signaling pathway. NCBI's taxonomy places the organism in Eukaryota, Metazoa, Chordata, Actinopteri, Salmoniformes, Salmonidae. Gene Ontology annotation, cellular component: plasma membrane. Gene Ontology annotation, molecular function: gastrin receptor activity; neuropeptide receptor activity.
AUGGACUCGGUGCGGAUCCUGCUUUACUCUCUCAUCUUCCUGCUCAGCGUCUUUGGCAACCUUCUGAUCAUUGUGGUCCUGACGGUCAACAAGCGCAUGCGCACGGUCACCAACUCCUUCCUGCUUUCGUUGGCGGUCAGUGACCUGAUGAUGGCUGUCUUCUGCAUGCCCUUUACACUCAUCCCCAACAUGCUGGAGGACUUCAUCUUCGGAGCCGCCAUGUGUAAAACGGUCACCUACUUCAUGGGACAUUCCGUCAGGAUCUCCACCUUCAGCCUGGUCGCCAUAGCGAUCGAGAAGUACAGCGCCAUCUGCAACCGGCUGAAGUCGCGGGUGUGGCAGACUCGUUCCCAUGCCUACCGGGUCAUCGCCGCCAUCUGGGUGUUGUCGUUGGUCAUGAUGGUGCCCUACCCAGUGUUCAGCCACCUCAAGUCCUUCCCCAAACCCGACCGAACUAUGGGACACAUGUGCCGCCUGGAAUGGCCAAGCGUUGGGGUGGAACAGACGUGGUACAUGCUGUUGCUUUUAAUCUUGUUCUUCAUCCCUGGGGUUGUGAUGAUCGUUGCCUAUGGACUCAUCUCCAGAGAGCUGUACCGGGGGAUGAAGUUUGAGCUGGACCAAAACAGAGAGAACAGUGCACUGAAGAAUGGCGUAAACACCACUGUGACCACCAGCAACAACGACACAUACUAUGAUGGCUGCUACAUCCAGAUACCGAAGAAGCCACCGUCCAUGGAGCUGUCCACCCUCACCACCCCUACUCCGGCCCCUCCCAAACCCAAAGUGUCCGCCGAGCACCCUCGAAGCAAUACCUCGGAGGCUAAGCUCUUGGCCAAGAAGCACGUGAUCCGCAUGCUCAUUGUCACUGCCAUCCUCUUCUUCCUCUGCUGGAUGCCCCUGUACACGGCCAACACGUGGAAGGCAUUCCACAUCAGCUCAGCCCACCGGCUCCUCUCGGGGGCACCCAUCUCGUUCAUCCACCUAUUGAGCUACACAUCGGCGUGCGUCAACCCCGUUAUCUAUAGUUUUAUGAAUACACGCUUCCGCAAGGCGUUGCUCACCACCUUCGCCCACAGCCGUCCGCCCUGCUGUCGGCGCCGCCGGGGGAGGCGGAACGGCGGGGAUGAUGAGAUGACAGUGACGGGGACUAUGGGUCCUUUGUCCAUGUCCAAGAUCAGCUAUACCACAGUGAGCACCGCGGGGACCUACUGACUCUUUGUGAAGGGGGCUAGGGGUACAGUGUCCAUAUUAGGACAGCCUCAUUCUCAGCAGGACUUCUUCCUAAUAUGGACCCUGUAUAGGGGAACACAGGGGGCUGUAGCAGUGGGUACACAGGUAGUUGUGACCAAGGAUGGCAACCGACAGAAUGCUUGUGCAUUUCUUUGCUUGUUCGCUCCUGAUUUCUUCACGUUUUAUUGUGUAACAUACUGGGAUUAACAUUAAUUUAAUUUACAUUUUUUUGUCAACGAUCUACUCAAAGCACUCUGUAAUGUCAAAGUGGAAGAAAAUGUCUGAUGAAAAAUCAAACACUAAUAUAUAUUGAUUUGAUAAUUAUUCACCCUCCUGAGUCAAUACAUGUUAGAAACACCUUUGGCAGCGAUUACAGCUGUGAGUAAUCUUGGUUAAGUCUCUAAGAGCAUUGCACACCUGGAUUGUGCAAUAUUUGCCCAUUUAUUAUUUUCAGAAUUCUUCAAGUUGUUGGGGAUUAUGACUAGACAGCAAUUUAAAGUCUUGCCAUACAUUUUCAAGCAGAUUUAAGUCAAAACUGUAACUUGGCCACUCAGGGACAUUCACUGUCUUCAUUCAUGGUAAGCAAACUCCAGUGUAGAUUUGGCCUGUGUUGUAGGUUAUUGUUCCACUGAAAGGUGAAUUCCUCUCCCAGUGUCUGGUAUAAAGCAGACUUAAGCAGGUUUUCCUCUAGGAUUUUGCCUGUGCUCAGCUUCAUCCCAUUUAUUUUUGUCUUUGCCAAUAUCAAUCAUACCUAUACCAUGAUGAAGCCAACACCAUGCUUGAAAAUAAGGUGGCAGUUAGUCAAUGAUGUGUUUUGUUGGAUUUACCCCAAACAUAAGGCUUUGUAUUUAGGUCAAAAAGUGUAUUCCUGUGCCGUGUUUUUUUUUUAGUAUUACUUUAGUGCCUUGUUGCAUUCGUAUGCAUGUUUUAUUCUAUAUGUUUGUAUUCUUCUUUUCACACUGUCAUGUAGGUCAUUAUUGUAGUAUUGUAGCAGUUAUUGUAGCAGUUUUCUUCCUGUUCUGCAGCUCAUUUCAUUAGGACAACUGUAUCUUUGAUGUGUCUGGGUGGUUUAAUACAUAAUCAACAACAUAAUUGUUAACUUGUUUUUAUUUGAUUUAUUUAACCUUUACAUAACCAGGCAAGUCAGUUAAGAAUAAAUUCUAAUUUACAAGGCAAAAGGCCUCCUGCGGGGACGGGGUCUAUCUCAGAUAGGGGGAGUGAGGCCUAAGAAGGUUUUAUAAAUAAGCAUCAAGCAGUGUGUCUUGCGACAGUUAUACAGAUAUGACCAGUUUACGGAGGAGUAUAGAGUGCAGUGAUGUGUCCUAUAAGGAGCAUUGGUGGCAAAUCUGAUGGCCGAAUGGUAAAGAACAUC